Molecule: messenger RNA, 2001 nt
Organism: Orussus abietinus
Lineage: Eukaryota; Metazoa; Arthropoda; Insecta; Hymenoptera; Orussidae
Exons: 3
Coding region: 71-472 (133 amino acids)
Molecular function (GO): sequence-specific DNA binding
Source: RefSeq, a predicted model, not a curated record
UCGGGAAGUACACAAAAUAAUAAGAUUAAAACUAAAGUGGUAAAGUUCACCAAUAUUUUCAAAUUAUAAGAUGGGUCGGAGAUGCGUUGUGCCAAAUUGUGGUGCAAAAAGCGAGAAGAGCCCCGGCAACCCGCGCUCCGCGACCUCUUCGUUUUUUGAGGAAGUAAAGAAAAUGUCAUUGAAUUUAAGAUUCCCUAAGAACACCAAAAUGCGAGAUGAUUGGCUUUCAGUCAUUAAUAUAAAAAACGAUGAAAAUUUUAAAUUGAAUGCUGCUUCUUGCAUCUGUUCUCAGCAUUUCAUCAAGGACUGUUUUAUGGCAAAGCAAUUUGGAAGAGCUACAUUAUUAAAAAAACGUGCUGUACCACAAUUAAAUAUCUUCCGUCCAGAAGUCGAAAAGUAUAAUCCCAUGCAUGUACCACCAUCUUUUUUAAAAGAAGAAUCACAUAAUACGACAGAGGAGGUGAGCCAGUAAGUUCUCGAUCAGAGAGAAAUCCUAAAGGAGGUGGUACUUACUGACCAAAAUGUUACAGACAGUAAAGUAAAUUCUGAAGCUAAAGCGCAAGUGCAAAAUAUUAUUCAGCUGUCAUCUAGAAAAAAAUGUUUGAAAGAGAUUUUAGCAUUGGCGAUGUGGAUUCUACAAAAAAAGCACGGUUGUAUUUUCAGGCUGCUAAAGAAAAGAUUUCAAGUUUUAAAAAUCGACUUCAGGUGUGCAGAAAACGAUGCAAAUAGCUAAAUAUAGAAAAAGAUAGGAUCCUGCUGCUGGUAGAAGAAUUGCAAAAAAAACAAGAGUUAUCUCAAAGUACUGUGGGUCUCCUGUUGGUAAGUUGUAGCAGAACUUAAUUUUGAUUUAUCUGUGUUUAAAUUUUGUUGUGCCUAUUUUUAUAAUUAUAAUUUAUAUUACUAUAAUAUAUAAAAAAUAAUAUUUAAAACUAUAGUAUAUUAAAUAUGUUAUUAUCUAAAAGAUUAAAUAAUUGUAAAUAAUAAUUCAGUUCAAUAUAGUCCUAUUAGACUAAUAUUUGUAAUUAACACAUUGACAGCCGGCGACCUAAGAGACAUUUGAUGCUUGAGCGCCGGCAAUGUAGCGACAGACUCAGAAAAUCCGCGUUUUCGCGGGGCCGGCGCUCAAGCGACAGACUCAGAAACCCGCGUUUUCGCGGGGCCGGCUGUCAAUGUGUUAAGAUUAUUUUAAACUACAUACAUGUAUAUACUCAGCAUUGCUUCAACAUCAAAUUCAAAAAUAGCGAAUCAACCCGUUCAAUAUAAUAAUGCCAGUAGUAUAGAUGCUUCAUCAAUUCUUUAUGAAAAUAUUACAUCCUUAACAAGAAAUAAUGCUGGAGAAGAUUUGAUGCUAUCUGAAGGCUAUUUAAAUAUUGUCAAACAAAGUGAUCACAAUUAUUGCCCAUCAGAAGCAUGGCAUCUGACAACAUAUACUGAGGACAUUGUAACAUACAUUGUUGGUUUUGUGGCAAAAUGGUUGUAAAGCUGUAUUUCGUGUGAAAUUUGCAGAAAUGCUCUGAUGUGCAAUAAUUUAAGAUUGGAUCUUCUUAAUAGGAAACUCAGAGGCAUUCUUUUUACACCAUCUUUUCUCAUUGUUAUGGUAUGCCAACAGGCAGAAAAAAUGUUUCGCAUUUUCAAAGAUAAAUACAAUAUUUAUGUUCAAAGGAAUGUUCCUGAUUUUUUAAUCAAAAUUACCAUGCAAACUAUUUCGUUUUCAAUAAUAGAACCAAUAGCACAACAUUUUACUGACCAGGAACCCUAGAAUAAUCAUGGUAUUCAGUUGUUACAAAAUAUACUCAAAGGUUAUUUUACAUUACGACUACAUCAUGAAACAAAAAUGCAUAAUAUUAACCCUUCUAGUGCCGGCCGAAGUUGUUAGCCCUUGUACAACGACGAUAUAUCGUUCUCCGGCACUAAAAGGGUUAAGUUACAAAACCGAAGAGUACGAAAUAAACUUACUAAAGAAGUACAUUUUCUACACCAAUAAAUAAUAUUAAACUUGUA